CUGCCUGCCGUCAGCCCGUUUGUGCGUGUAUGGUUGGGUGUGGGAACUUACGGCUAAAUCGAAAAUUCAAAUAGCAGCUAUUUAAGCGGCAAAAAAAAAAAACCAAAAUCAUUUCUCAACGCCCGUCGUGCAGUUAACAGCAAAUGUAAAAGAUAGGUUUUUCAAAAUGAUUUGUGUGCGUAAUUGCCGAAGUCGCUUUAGUUUUGGCUGUCGUUGACAUCGUCAUCAUGUAACACACACUCCGUUCGAAUAUUAGCAACGGCAAAGGGAAAACAAAAAAAAUCGAAGAGUGCUUUAAAUGUCAAGGACAACACAAAGCAUAACAAAGCCAAGCAGUAGAAGGAACACGAACAAACAACACACAACCGAAACGGAACGAGAAAGAGAAACGGAAAUAGAAAUUGAAACAGAAACAGAAAGGAAAAGGCAACACAUUUCGAAAUAUCUUCAAUUAUUUUGUGCAAUGUAUUAACAAGGAUUUCAGGCAACAACUCUAAAGUCAAUAUGUCCAAUGCCGAGUAUAUUACGUCGUCUGCAUACAAACUGCAGCCGAACACAUCAACGUCGUCGUCGUCGUCCCCAACUGCAUCACCUUCAGCAUCGGGCACAGCAACAGGCGAAGCCCCCAACCACUCCUUGUCAUCCUCUGUCACCGUCGCCUCCUCUGCCUAUUAUGUGCCCCAGACGCAUGCGACCUCGUCGACGGCAACAACAGUGUCCUCGAACACCAACAACAACUCAGCGUCCAGCAACAGCAUUUGCAUGCAACAACAAUUCAAUUCACAUGAAGGCCAGCAGCCCCAUCAGCAGCACCACCAGCACCAGCACCGCCCCCUCGAAGAGAAGAUACCGGCAUUUAUAUUAGCGCCAGCAGCACCGCUGAUGCCGCCGUCCCCCCCUCUCAUAUCCUCGGCAGACACAGUGGCCGAACUGCUCCUCCUUGGCAAUCCCGCCAUCAACGAGCCCCAGCGUCCCCUGUGGCUGGCCUCCCUGCACAGCGUCACCUUCAUUAUCACAUGCACCCUGGCCGUUUUUAUACUGUUCCGGAACGUACUAACAUGGCAUUUGCAGAGCUUUUGGGGAGCCUCUGGCGAUUUCUGGCAAUCGCAGUGGGACAAGUUUAUUGACAAGUUUGGCGAUGAUCCGAUGAUGCUUUGGGUCUUUGGCACCACUAUAUUCACAAUGCUGGUCUAUUGGACUGUGGGCGGCAUUUAUACGUUCAUGGAUCUGACCAAUCGACCGGCUUGCCUGCGCAAAUAUAAAAUCCAGCCUGGCACAAACGAGCCCGUCGAAACUGGCCGACUGCUAAAGGUCAUCUGGCGUGUGAUCUGCAAUCAGAUCUUUGUUGGCAUACCGGUGUCCUUCUUGAGCUACAAGUUGAUGACGAUGCGGGGUCUGAGCGACAUACGGGAGCUGCCCACCUUCCACUGGGUGUGCUUCGAGCUAACUGUCUGCAUAUUGAUGGAGGAGCUGGGCUUCUACUACUCGCAUCGUCUGCUCCACCACAAGCACAUCUAUAAGUUUAUACACAAGCAGCAUCACGAGUGGACGGCCCCGAUAUCGGUGACGGCCAUCUAUUGCCAUCCGAUAGAGCAUAUUUUCAGUAAUCUGCUGCCACCGUUUCUGGGGGUCUUUCUGAUGGGCAGUCAUGUGGCUACCGCCUGGUUGUGGUUCGCCCUCGCCAUUCUGUCCACUCUGAAUGCACACUCGGGCUAUCAUUUGCCGUUUUUUCCGAGUCCGGAGGCCCACGAUUUUCAUCAUUUGAAAUUCAACAAUUGCUUUGGUGUGUUGGGCGUUCUGGAUCGUCUGCAUGGCACCGAUUCGCUUUUUAGGGCCACCAAGUCCUAUGCCCGACACAUUAUGAUGCUGAGCUUUGUGCCACCCCGAGAUGCUUUUCCCGACUCGACCAUGAAAUGAGAUAAGAGCGCAGCGAUUCCAGCGAGCGACAUUUAUGGCUAUAACGCUAGGGAUUGAUCCCUAGGGAUCGCUUGCUUACCCCACUCUCUUUAUCUCUCUCCCCCCCUCGCUGGUCGAUUUUCGGGCUUAAAUCGUGAUCUGAUAUAUUUUUUGUGCAUUAUGUAUAACUUAUUCAUAAACCAUAAGUGCAUGUA
Molecule: messenger RNA, 2111 nt
Organism: Scaptodrosophila lebanonensis
Lineage: Eukaryota; Metazoa; Arthropoda; Insecta; Diptera; Drosophilidae
Product: fatty acid hydroxylase domain-containing protein 2
Exons: 5
Coding region: 505-1917 (470 amino acids)
Biological process (GO): sterol biosynthetic process
Molecular function (GO): iron ion binding; C-4 methylsterol oxidase activity
Source: RefSeq, a predicted model, not a curated record